UUUUCGGCUUCAUUUUUUGUACUCCUGUAAUUUUUCUGUGAUCCUGUAAAUUUUGUGAAAGGGAAACAGGCUAAAAUCAAUAAAAAUAAUAAUAGGAUAACUGAAAGAAGAACAAAAAGAAAAACAACUCCAUUACAACAUGUAUAAUGGAAUCUGGAACUAAAAAUGUAGGAGAGAAUGCAAUACAUUAUGUGCGUUGUUUAAAAUGCCGCAAAAUAUUGAAGUGUUCACGUUUUGACACCGCCGUACUCUUGGAUCAUAUACGAACUGAUCAUCCAGAAAUUGAAAUUGUGGGAAAGGGUAGCGAACCGAAAGCCACAUCUCAACGUUCAAGUUUACGCCCGUCACAUCGUGAUACCACUGUAUCAGAUUCGGUUCUAUCUCGGAAUGGUGCGCCAGAUAUUGAAAUGACCCAUUACUCGAUCAAAUCUGAACAAUGUAAUUUACCUGAAAUUAAACAUUGUAAUCACGAUAACAAUUCAGAGACUAAAGUGAUAUACACUAGACGUUAUAAAAUAAAUACUCCACCGGCAACUACACUUAAUACUCAUAGCCUGCGUACACCUGCGAAACGAAAUCUUUAUCGGACGUCAAUUGAGAAAUGGCGUCCAGCGAACGGAACGAUUUAUUGCCCAAAAUGUGGCUGCAAUAAGAGGCCAUUGAUUAAAACACGUACAGAGCGUUUCACUUAUAACAAUUGCGGUGCUUGCUGUCUCUUAGGGUGUUGGCCCUUUUGCUUUCUGCCCUGCCUCUUUCCUGGACAAAAUGUUGAAUAUUUACAUUGCGCCAAUUGUAAAACAUUCCUGGGUUUAUACGAUCGCGAUUGUAAUUGCAUUAAACCUAAUCGAGAAUAUGUCGAAAACAAAUCAAAUGCUCAGGAAAAUGAUAUCGAUGCAACUAGUCCACCGAAGCAAGGAACACUUACUUAUACUAGAAAUGGUGGUGGUGCCGAAGUAGAAAGCAUGCCUACAAAGGAGGAAAAGCAACAUUUACCAUCAGUUGUAAUUGAUGGCAAACCAGUUCCACCAGAAACGCUUGUUAAAUUACAAAAACUUCGUAAAUACUCAAAAAUAGCUGGGAUUGAUAUCGAUGAGCUUGGCAUCGAUACCGAAGCGUUCCCCCCCGAACGUAAUGAAUCUGAACACAAGAAGGACAAUUAA
Glossina fuscipes is the source of this 1160-nucleotide messenger RNA. RefSeq lists its product as uncharacterized. The coding region runs from base 147 to 1160 and encodes 337 amino acids. The transcript is spliced from 2 exons. NCBI's taxonomy places the organism in Eukaryota, Metazoa, Arthropoda, Insecta, Diptera, Glossinidae. The record is from RefSeq and is a predicted model, not a curated record.